Molecule: messenger RNA, 981 nt
Organism: Mytilus trossulus (common blue mussel)
Lineage: Eukaryota; Metazoa; Mollusca; Bivalvia; Mytilida; Mytilidae
Exons: 2
Coding region: 1-981 (326 amino acids)
Molecular function (GO): protein binding
Source: RefSeq, a predicted model, not a curated record
AUGGGGAUUCGACACAAGACAGACAUGCGAGACUUGAGAGAAGCAAUGCACGACAUGGAAACUGCGCAUACAAAACAAAUUAACAGCGUGAAGGAUGAAAUUGAAAAGACCUUUAUCACCAACAUAAAUGCUGUGAGAUCGGAAAUCAGCGAAAUAGAAAGUCGAUUCUUCAAGGAUGUGAAAAACGUAGAGACCAACAUUUUAGAAUUGGUAAAGGAUUUGAAAGUUGAAAUGAAUGAAAGAGAAAGUCGAUUCAACAGGGAAGUAAACACAUUGAAUGGAAGAAUACAAGUUUUCUCGACUGAAAAGGACAACAAGAUAAUUAAGAUAAAGAAUGAGAUAGAAAAUGUGAUUAACGAAAAAGACAAUGAUAUUAAAGAAGAAAUGACUGAGGUGAAAGAGAAAAUGUUGAUCUCGCUGACGAAAAUUAACACCACUCUGUUAACUAUGAGGACAGAUUAUAAAUUGUCCAUUCGGAAAACAAAUAAUCGUUGUAUGAAUAGUAUAUAUAGAAUGAAAACAGAAAUACGACCAGCAUUUUCAGCUACUUUUACAAAUGAAAGGGCGAUACCAUUAACCCAUGGAGAAAUACUAAAGUUUGACAACGUCCAUUUGAACAUCGGAGAGGGAUACGAUCCAGCUACGGGUUAUUUUUUCGUUCCGAAAGCAGGAAUUUAUUUUGUUUCCUGUACAAUUCGAUCUAUUGAAAAUAAACAUAUUCACGCUUAUCUCUGGAAAAAUACUGACAGACUAUUAUUAGCAUAUGGAAGAAAUUGGAACACUGGCAGUUUUGGCUUCCCUAUUGAUUUACAAAAGGGAGAUCUACUCUUUGUGAGACAUGAUGAUGGACCUUAUAUUAUAAACGAAGAAGUUCAUGGAGGAUCGACAUCAGUUUUUGCAGCCACGUUCAUCAGCAAUAUUUAUUCUGAAGAUAUUAAAUUCAACUUUAUUCUAAGUAAGAAUACCUUGAUGGUUAUUUAA